AUGACAUUUGUCGAGCUUCCAUUUAUAUCUCGUCGAUCAACCGUCUAUGGCACACAUGCCAUGGUUUGCAGUUCGCAACCUCUGGCCACUCAAGCUGGCAUAGAUAUUUUAAAAAAAGGUGGAAAUGCUGCUGAUGCAGCAGUUGCCAUAGUUUUCCAUCGAUCAAUAAAAGCUGCUGCUUUGAAUGUCACCGAGCCUGGCUCAACUGGAUUGGGUGGAGAUGCUUUUUGCCUUUUCUACGACGCAAAAUCUCGUACUGUGAAAGGAUUGAACGGUUCCGGACGACCUGAAAACUUACUCUUUCCUCCCUGGCAAUCCCCAAGUACACCCGCAGCAUUAACUCUGGAACAUGUUUUGGGAUCCGGCGUUUCUGGAAGAAAUCUACCUGGCGACAGUGUGCACGCAGUUACUGUUCCUGGAACACCCGCUGCUUGGGUUGAUACAGUGGAGCAGUUUGGGUCAGGCAAGUUAAAUCUCGAGACAAUUCUUACACCUGCUAUUGAUCUUGCUGAAAAUGGGUUCCCAGUUUCCCAUAUAUCUGCUACUUGUUGGAAUGCUGCUGCUCCAAGAGUACGGGCGGCCAACCCAAAAUCGACGAUUCAUGAAUGGUUGGUUGAUAAUAAUCGAGCACCUAAAGAAGGAGAGAUCAUGAUCAUUCCAACAUUAGCAAAAACUCUGCGAACUUUAGCUAAAGAGGGUAAAAAAGGUUUUUAUAGCGGUGCUGUGGCUUCUGCUAUAGUCGAUACGUUAAACGCUCGCGGUAGCUUGAUGACCAAGGCUGAUUUUGAAAACCAUACCAGCGAAUUUGUCGAGCCCAUAUCAUUAGAUUAUCAUGAAUGGACCGUUUGGGAAGUACCUCCUAAUGGACAAGGCAUCACUGCUUUGAUUGCUUUGGGUAUCAUUGAGGCUUUGGAAAAAUCUAGAAAAGUCGACUUUUCCAAAAUCAAGCAUAAUUCUGCAGAAUAUAUGCAUAUCGUUACUGAAUCAUUGCGGAUUGCAUUUGCUGACACAAUGCAUUAUGUCGCGGAUCCUAAUGCUGUUCACGUGCCUACUCAGCAAUUAUUAAGCAAGGAUUAUUUGAAAGAACGUGCAGAGCUCAUCAAUUUAGAUACCAGAAAUAACGAAAUAGUAAAAGGCUAUCCUGAAAAAAACGGAAAUACAGUAUAUUUCUCCGUAGUCGAUGAAGAGGGAAACGCAUGCAGUUUCAUUAACUCCAUAUCAAGAAAUUUCGGUGUAAGUGUGAAUGUGCAAAAUGAAAUAGAAUGCUCUAUUGUUGAAGGUACUGGUGUCGUAUUGCAUAACCGUGGCGCAGGUUUCAGUCUGAACAAAGACCACCCAAACUGCUUAGGUCCCAAUAAGAGACCGUUCCAUACUAUUAUCCCUUCGAUGAUUACUCGCAAAUCCGAGAAAGGACAUGAAUUGGAAGCCUGCUUCGGCGUUAUGGGAGCUUUCAUGCAACCACAAGGACAAGUUCAGGUCAUCCUAAACAUGAAACAUUAUCAAUCCAACCCUCAACAUGCUUUGGAUCUUCCUCGCCUAUGUGUGGCCCCUACUGACCCUCCAGUUGAAUCACCACCCGCUGCCUUAGGGAUGAGUGACACCAAUGAUUCCGUGGUUUACAUAGAAGAUGGGGUUCCCAAUGAAAUCAUUGAAGAAUUGCGAUCAAAGGGACAUACUUGUUAUGUCUAUAGCAACCACAAACGAGCUUACUUCGGUCGGGGUCAAAUUAUCCGUUGCCAUAGAGACGAACGCACUGGACAUAGAGUGCUUGCGGCUGGCAGCGACCCUAGAGGAGAUGGCUGUGCAAUUGGAUGGUAG
Mycotypha africana is the source of this 1818-nucleotide messenger RNA. Its product is annotated as lincomycin-condensing protein lmbA. Bases 1 to 1818 code for a protein of 605 amino acids. The transcript has 13 exons. Lineage: Eukaryota; Fungi; Mucoromycota; Mucoromycetes; Mucorales; Mycotyphaceae. The record is from RefSeq and is a predicted model, not a curated record.